CUUCCGGUUCCGACAGCCGAAUUGGCUGUCGCUGACCGAGGCCUUCUUACCGGUGAGGUGGCGCUGAGUUAAGUGGUCGCGAGCGCGGGAUUCGGGCGGGUUGCAGGACCUGGAUCUAGAAGGGCUUUGCCUGAAAUGGACAACCGGAUUCCCUAUGAUGACUACCCUGUGGUCUUCCUGCCGGCCUAUGAAAACCCUCCAGCGUGGAUACCUCCUCAUGAGAGAGUGUACCACCCAGACUACAACAAUGAAUUGACCCAGUUUCUACCCCGAAUUGUCACACUGAAGAAGCCUCCUGGUGCUCAGUUGGGAUUUAACAUCCGAGGAGGAAAGGCCUCGCAGCUAGGCAUCUUCAUCUCCAAGGUGAUUCCAGACUCGGAUGCACAUCGAGCAGGACUUCAAGAAGGGGACCAAGUUCUAGCUGUGAAUGAUGUGGAUUUCCAAGAUAUUGAGCACAGCAAAGCUGUGGAAAUCCUGAAGACAGCCCGAGAAAUCAGCAUGCGCGUGCGCUUCUUUCCCUACAAUUAUCAUCGCCAAAAGGAACGGACUGUGCACUAGAGACUUGCAGCCCACAGCCUUCCGUGUGGGAUCUGCCAGGACAAGCUGGCUAGACCUCUGAGAAGUUGGAGAAGUCAGGAAAUUGUACUCUCCACACCGUCCUGGUUUCGUGGAUGGGGAGGAUGGGGAGGAUGGGGAGGAUGGGGAGACGGCUUACCAGCUGUAUUAUGUAUUAGCUGUACUGUACUAGGAGGUCCCUAGUUUGCUAGGUGAGUUUCAUUCUGGAAAAGGAAGAAGAUAGUGAUGUCUAAAUGCCUGUAGCCUGUGGGGCAAAGCCAACUAGAAAACAACUGGUGUUUAUCAGGUACCUUAGAUUGGUCACUUAUACAGCUAAUUUUAUUCGUAGAAAUCAGUAGAAAAAAACUCUUGGGAACCUUCCAGCUGGGCGUGGGAACCUUCCAUCUGAUUUGCCUGGCCAUGCCAUCCAGUCCUUGUACAUAUACCUUGGAGUCCCAUACACUUAGAAAACUCCAAGGAGACACUUCCUGCUCCUCCCCGCCCCCACCCAAAGUAAAAACACAAUACUGAAUAAAUGUGGCUUGAGUGAUACUACUGCUUGAAUAUAAAAUGCCAUUGAGGAAAACAAAUACAUCAAUCAAACACUGGGAGAAACAGCAAUGUCAUACUUACUUUACAACUGUUAUCAGGCCAGAAUACUUGGGAGCUUAAAAAACACUAGCCAUCGAAUACCCAAGGGAGCUGGGCAGUGGUGGCGCACGCCUUUAAUCCCAAGGGAGGCAGAGGCAGGCGGGUUUCUGAGUUAAAGGCCAGCCUGGUCUACAGAGAGCAACCCUGUCUCUCAAUACUAAGGGAUCCCUAGAGUCAAGGUCUCUGGGUAAAACUGCCCCUUCCCCAGGAGUGUUCCACUUGGUGCUACAGAGGUUGGUGUUAAUAUAAUAUAUAUUUUCCCACAUUCUCUGAUCUGGAACUUAAGCCAAGGAAGUGGCAUAGAUUAUUCCUUUUCACAGCAGUAGGAAAAUGGUUUCCCACUUGUAGUUAGUGGGAAUUACCAACUUCCUCCUUUUUCUGACCCUACCCCCAUUUGGGGUAGCUUUCUGUUGUCCUCGUGACUGAACAUUACAUACCUCGCACCGAUCAUGAUGGUGUUGUCUCCAUUGUCUGACAUUAAAAUACCCAGUCAUAAUUGAAAGGUUCUUUUCUCUGGAGGAGGUGCUGCUAUAGCGAAAGCCCAACAUUUGACUUAAAAAGAAUCCUAGGGAGAGCAGAGCCAUCGAGGGGACUCUCUGGGCUGAAAGGAUGCCUUCUUCCAAGGCUGACAAUCUGAGUUUGAUCUCCAGGACCCACAUGGUGGAAGGAGAGAAAAGGCUCCCAAAGUUGUCUGUUCUUCGACUGCAGGGAGUGGCAAGCAAACAUGUGCAAGAAUCCUGGAGCUGAACAGAAUCUCCUACCUGCCUCUGGAGAGUGAUUCUUUUCAUUUGAGAGAGAACCCAGGAAUCUACCUUAUUUGUUUAUUUACUUAUUUGGGUUUUUAUUUUUUGUUUUGGUUUUGCUUGUUUUUGUUUUGUUUUGAGGCAGGGUUUCUCUGUAGCUUUGGCUGGUUUGGAACUCACUCUGUAGAGCCUCUUGAACUCACAGAAAUCCUUUGCCUCUGCCUCCUGAGUACUGGGAUCAAAGGUGUGAAUCACCACUCCCACCCCCACCCAGGCUGGAAUCUACUCUUUUAAAUAAGCAAGAUAAAAUUUCAACUGGCUGAAAUGUG
Messenger RNA from Mus caroli (Ryukyu mouse), 2278 nucleotides. The record is from RefSeq and is a predicted model, not a curated record. Lineage: Eukaryota; Metazoa; Chordata; Mammalia; Rodentia; Muridae.